Messenger RNA from Lagopus leucura (white-tailed ptarmigan), 372 nucleotides. RefSeq names its product myosin-6-like. The record is from RefSeq and is a predicted model, not a curated record. The transcript is spliced from 2 exons. Lineage: Eukaryota; Metazoa; Chordata; Aves; Galliformes; Phasianidae. The annotation marks the transcript as partial.
GGAGCUGGAGGAGAAAAUGGUGAAGCUGGUGCAGGAGAAAAAUGAUCUGCAGCUCCAAGUGCAGGCUGAAGCGGAUGCUUUGGCAGAUGCUGAGGAAAGAUGUGACCAGCUCAUCAAAACCAAAAUCCAGCUGGAAGCCAAAAUUAAGGAGGUGACAGAACGGGCUGAGGAUGAGGAGGAAAUUAAUGCCGAGCUGACAGCCAAGAAGAGGAAACUGGAGGAUGAAUGUUCAGAGCUGAAGAAAGAUAUAGAUGACCUGGAGUUAACGUUGGCCAAGGUUGAGAAGGAAAAGCAUGCCACUGAAAACAAGGUACGAGGCAGAAGUUGUCGCUCACACUCCAGAAAAGAGCUCUGUGCUGUUAUGAGAGUCGU